UUCCAUCAUGUUUCCGUCCUUGGUUGCUGUCUCCCUAUAUAAAGAGGGCUGAACCCAGGGAUCCCACACCAGGCACAGCGAGGGACACUGCAACAGUCUAGCCUCACUCCUCCAAUUCAUCUCCACCCAACAGUACCAUGAAGACUUUCACAGCAGCCCUUUCUGUACUUUUUGUGGUUGUCUUCUGCUACCAGGCCUCCUCUUCUCCACUUUCUCUCAACUUUUAUGGUCCCUGCUGUGUUGAGUACAUCACCAGACCGUUGCCUUUGAGCCUUGUGGUGAAGUAUGAGCAGACAGGCAGCCACUGCUCCCUGCCAGCUGUGAUAUUUACCACCAUCAAGGACAAGCUCGUCUGUGCCAACCCUAAUGACAAAUGGGUCCAGGACAUAAUGAAACAAUUAAAGGACAAGGAGCACAGUGGAUGAGUAAUACCUGCUCUCUCCAAGCAUCACUUCUUCAAGGACCUGCUCUCAUGGACACCUCCGAGACAUAUUCCAUUUUCUCAUUGCCUGGGAAUUUGGCAGUGUAUUUAACUCAGUGUUUAGCUCUUUUAUUUAAGGUUGUGCAAAGGCAGUCUUAAUUUAUUUGGCAUUUUCAGUGAAACUUUUCAUUCUCAUUUGUACUGAAUGUGUUGAAGUUAUUUUUGUAUAAU
Messenger RNA from Oenanthe melanoleuca, 652 nucleotides. Its product is annotated as C-C motif chemokine 5-like. Gene Ontology annotation, molecular function: chemokine activity; CCR chemokine receptor binding. Gene Ontology annotation, biological process: positive regulation of ERK1 and ERK2 cascade; inflammatory response; lymphocyte chemotaxis. The transcript is spliced from 3 exons. Bases 138 to 425 code for a protein of 95 amino acids. The record is from RefSeq and is a predicted model, not a curated record. Lineage: Eukaryota; Metazoa; Chordata; Aves; Passeriformes; Muscicapidae. Gene Ontology annotation, cellular component: extracellular region.